Molecule: messenger RNA, 3314 nt
Organism: Dermacentor silvarum
Lineage: Eukaryota; Metazoa; Arthropoda; Arachnida; Ixodida; Ixodidae
Gene: Appl
Product: amyloid-beta-like protein
Exons: 8
Coding region: 231-2084 (617 amino acids)
Biological process (GO): axonogenesis; central nervous system development
Cellular component (GO): membrane; neuronal cell body; neuron projection
Molecular function (GO): heparin binding; transition metal ion binding
Source: RefSeq, a predicted model, not a curated record
GCGGCAGCUACAGUGGUGUGGUGCGGCGCCGAAAUCGCGGCGGCGGGGCCUUUUCCCUACUUGGCCAAAACGCGCGUGCGCGUGGGCCGUCGGCGGCGAGCAGCAAGGCCGCGUACAGCGCAGCAGCGCAGCAGUCGACCCGGUGCGGGCCAAUCACGGGGCUGCUCGCUGCAUUCGGGCGCCGCUCGCCUUCGCCCCCCCUCAAGCGCAGGCGACCCAGCCAGGCCGGAAUGGCGGACACAGCGCCGGCGGCUGCGAUGCUUGGACUCAAGAUGGGCGCUGCCCUAUUCUUCUGGAUUGCUCUCGGUCUGCUGUGCUGCAGUCGAGCCGACGGCUACGCCGAGGCGUCAGCAUCAGCUGCAGCAUCUGGUUCAAGUGUGGAGCCGGAUGUGGGCCACUUUCAGCCAAUGGUGGCGCUGCUGUGUGGCCACGGGCGGCUCAGCAAUCAGUACCUGAGUGAAAAUCAGCGCUGGGUUUCGGAUCCUGACCCUAAAGCGGUCUGCACCCGAGAAAAGCUCAGCAUCCUCGAGUACUGCCGAAAGGUGUACCCCAAGCGUGACAUCCGCAACAUAGUGGAGUCGAGCCGCUACUACCGCCUUGACGGCUGGUGCAAGGCUGGCCAGCGCUGCUCCACUGGUGAGGGCAGUGUGCACUGGGUGAAGCCCUACAGGUGCCUCGAAGGUGACUUCCAGAGUGAUGCCCUGCUGGUGCCCGAGCACUGCCUCUUCGACCACAUACACAACCAGAGUGUGUGCCAGAGCUUUGACGAGUGGAACCGCACGGCGGCGCAGAGCUGCCGCGGACGUGCCAUGCGCCUGCGCAGCUUCGCCAUGCUGCUGCCCUGUGGCGUCGACAUCUUCUCCGGAGUCGAGUUUGUCUGCUGCCCGCCUGCCUCAUCACCAUCGUCCGACAGGGACUCGCAAGGCAAGGACACUUCUAGUGAGGAUGACUACGAUGACGACUACAGUGACGAGGAUGACGACGACGAUGAAACCACGACCACUUCAACCACUACGACCACGACAACCACUGAGGGACCAGUGGAGCAAUACCUUAGCCGUUAUGACAGCCGACACGAGCAUGCAGCAUUCCGUGCGGCACAACACAGCCUCCAGGAGAGCCACCGGGCACAGGUGACACGGGUGAUGCGGGAGUGGAGCGAGUUGGAACAGCACUAUCAGGCAAUGAAGGCGCGGGACCCGAAGGGUGCCGAGGAGUUUCGGCGUAAGAUGAGCGCACGAUUCCAGAAGACAGUGCAGGCACUGGAAGCCGAAGGGUCGGCUGAGCGACACCGCCUAGCAGCAAUGCACCGGCAGCGUGUGCUCACUACCCUUAACCGGCGCAAGAAGGCUGCCCUUGAUUGCUAUCACCAUGCACUGCAGGAGAAGCCACCACGGACCAAGCGUGUGGAGCGCUGCCUGGAGCGGUUGCUGCGGGCCCUGGAGAAGGACAGGAGCCACACGCUGCACUCGUACCGGCAGCACGGAGGGGAUGCUGAGGAAGUGCGUGCCCACCUGACUUCACUGGACCGCCUGGCCAACCAGAGCCUGGACAUGCUUCCCCAGUCACUCAAGGGCCGCCUUGGCCAGCUGUGGAGCACCCUGCGGGGGGCCACCAGCAGCGAACCCCUGCUGCCACCUCCACCACCGCCAGCGCCGACCACGGCCGAGGACUCCGAGUCGGUGGAAGACGAGAGCAUUUUGCCAGCCAGCAGUAGCACACUGGCCCCGCCAGUUGCACCAAUGGCCCCCGUGGCACCGACUGCUCGACCGGCACAUGCCCAGAGCCAACUGCUGCAGCAUGCGGAACCCGCAUACACACUUCGGCGGCCCUCACAUGCCGAUGCCUUGGGACGGCUCAAGUGGAGCGGCAGCGUCUACAUCACACUUGCCUUUGCCGGAGUUGCACUACUCACCGCACUGCUCGUUGGGGCUGUGCUGCUCAGACGCCAACGCUCGCCCCAUGCCCGUGGAUUUGUACAGGUGGGAGGAGGACCCACAGCCUCUCCUGAGGAGCGCCAUCUGACGGCCAUGCAGGUCAACGGCUACGAAAACCCCACCUACAAGUACUUUGAGGCCAACUGAAUACAACACACCAUGCCCCUCUCUCUUUCUGUACAUAGGCUCCGUUGCGGCCGCUUAGGCGUCUUAAAGUCCGAGGGCAAGGCUGGCGCUAAAGGGACGUGGCCCGGGAGAGGAGCAGAUGACAGUGCAAGAAGGGGGACGUGCCCUAGGGUUGUUGUACCACUUGCGAGAGGGGUGGGAUUUAUGUCAACAACACGAUGCCAGGCAAGAUGCCACCAAGUUUGAGGCACUUCUGCCUGAGAGGUUUCUCUAGGACAGGCUCGUGGAGCAGCAAAGUGGAAACUGCGGCUGGCAUCUAGCAAAUUUCUAGCAAUGUGUUGGCAGCUCGUGUGUGUGUGUGCAAAUGAACCUCUCGUUCGCAGUCUCCACUUCACCGCAGCACAGAGGUGUCCUCAAGCAUGGGGUUGAGGCUAGGUAGCCGCCACCAAUGCAAGGAUUCACUUUUUAUUAAGAGAUAGUCUGGAAAGAGGAUCACAAAAACAGCAUGUUGAAUAAUUUAUUGGUGAAGUGUGCGUGUCUACUUAAAAGAAUUUCCUUCCCUCGCUUUGUGUUGUGAAAGAUGUGAAAUUCAUUAAGCUGACGGGAGUGAUUGACACUGUCAAGGCAGCUUGGCUAGGUGUCACUGUCAGAGCACAAGAGAUUAUGGGUGUCGUGUCUUGAUGGGGCACAUGUUGUUUUAAUUGCAACCAGGGUGGCUAGAGCGUGGGUAAACGGGAAUCCCUCCGGUUGGUGGCGUGCCACUUGCGCUCUCCGCUCUUCUUCCGGUUGGAGUUUCUGUAGCGCCAGUUUCUUUUUUUUUUUUAUUUACUUUUCUCGAACCUUAAGGUGUCGCACCACCAACGAGCCAAGCUUUCCAGCAGCUAAAGGCCUAGGCAUCUUUUUGUACAGGUUGUCCAGCGUUAGUGCCUCUCUGCAUGCCCCCCUUCUCCCCUGACCGGAAGUGCGUGCGUGCGUGCAUGUGUUUGGUUGGAGGCCAGCAGCAUCGUAGGGCUUGUUGCAAGGGCAGUUUGUGUGGUCAUUUUGUCUCAGUGAACAUAUCAUACGUCGAGUGUUGCCACCCCGUGUCUCCGUAUGUUCGUCUCUGCACACGGCCCUGCCACCUCUCUCUGCUUCGGCUUCGUGCAAGUGUUCUACCCCUUAUUUUGCAACACAAGGUCACACAAGUGUAACCCACUCUGUGUAGUGUAUUUGAACGAACAGGCUGACAAUAAAAUUUUGCGGCUCGAUCAA